GUCUAGUCUAGAGUUUAGUGUACCUGUGGUAAUUUGUCCAGAACGGAUUGACACCAAGCAAUUCGAGUUUGAAAGAUGUGGUUUCACAAAGAAUCAUCUGAAAGCAAGGAACGUGUUCGGCUUUCUAAGUCGCUCAGUGAAGGAGAGGUUAAAUAUGUGCAAGAGAGAAUGGUGAUUGUUGAGAAAUGCCUAAAGGACCAUGGAAUCAAAUGUGGAUCGAAUAAUGUCCCUCGCAUUGCUGUUCUGGGUUCAGGUGGGGGGCAGAGGGCCAUGGUUGGCCUACUGGGCUGCCUGGACCAGAUGUAUCAUGCAAAGCUACUUGACUGUGCCCUCUACCUGUGCGGAGUCUCGGGAUCAACCUGGUGUAUGACCUCAAUGUAUGAAGAUCCUGCCUGGUCCACAAAGGUUCCCAGUAUAAUUGAAAGUCUGGUCAAGAGAUUAACAGAGACUGAUAUCGAUCUGUCAGAAUUAACAAAUUGGUUGUCUCAAGCAAUUGAAGAUGAGAACUUCUCCCUAACGGACUUCUGGGCUGCUACUGUAGUUUAUGGCUUUGUAAAAAAGAUAAACACCACCUGUCUCUCAGAUUUGAAAAAUAUGAAACCAACAAACCCAUACCCCAUCUACACGGUGAAUGACCAGGGUCUAAAAGACAAGGGGGAUAAAGUAGCCUGCUGGUUUGAGCUCAGUCCUCAUGAAGUUGGUUAUUCUCAUCUGGGCGCCUAUGUGGACACGUCCACCUGCAGGAGCCAGUUUGAAGGCGGGGUGCUCAAGCAGAGAACCUCAGAGAGGGACAUGCUGUAUUUGCAAGGUCUGUGUGGCAGUGCACUGGCAGAUGGGGAGGAAAACGUCAACCAUAUUAAGAACAGCAUUUGGCAGUGGCUUAAGGAAAUUUACAAAUCAGGAAGUGAACAAAAAGCAAAGGAUUCUGCUGAAAAAACAAAAAAACAAAAAGGAAAACCGAAAGGAAAGGGAAAAGGAAAAGAGAUGGAAAAAGGGAAAGAAAAUGAAAAGAAAAAAGGAACGGAUAAAGAAAAAGUUAUAGAAAAAGGUAAAGAAAAAGAAAAGGAAAAAUCAAUGGCUAAAGUAAAAGGAACAGAAAAAGGGAAAGAAAAAGAAAGUUCCUUCUUCGGUCACCUGCUUGGGUAUGACGAUGAAGAAAAAGAAAAAAAGGAAGAAAAAGAAGAAGGAGGGUAUGGAAAUGAGGAAAAAGAAGAAGAAAAAGAAGAAAAAAAAGAAGAAAGCAAGGCAGAAGAAAAGGGAGGUUUCUUCAGUCGUAUUCUCGGGUAUGGACAUGACAAAGAAGAAGACAAAAAAGAAGAAGAAGAUGAUGAUGAUGAAGAAGGAGUCCAUCUGGACGACAUGGCAAGUGAAACGGUGGAAAGUAUACUACACCUGUUUGACUGUGAUGAUGAGGAGGAGAGCGCCCAGCACGUGCAGAAAAUACAUAAGAACAUGUCAGGCGUAGAUUCGGAACAUGCCAAGAAACCUGAGAAAAACAUGGCGGGAAAGAGCAAAGAGGAGAAACAUGAGUCUCUUGCAGAUUACCAAGGUCACUCUGAAGACUAUGUCACUGUUGAGCACCUGGACCUGGGGCACGAAAUAUAA
Anguilla anguilla (European eel) is the source of this 1605-nucleotide messenger RNA. Its product is annotated as cytosolic phospholipase A2-like. Gene Ontology annotation, molecular function: calcium-dependent phospholipid binding; calcium ion binding. Gene Ontology annotation, biological process: glycerophospholipid catabolic process. Gene Ontology annotation, cellular component: nucleoplasm; nuclear envelope; cytosol. Bases 76 to 1605 code for a protein of 509 amino acids. Lineage: Eukaryota; Metazoa; Chordata; Actinopteri; Anguilliformes; Anguillidae. The record is from RefSeq and is a predicted model, not a curated record. The transcript has 15 exons.